UGUCCUCUUCUUCUUCGUGCCGCGCCGCUCGCUCGCUCUCUCCGCGCGCGCGGUUUCCUGCCCUCUUCCAGCCGCUCUCUCUCUCUCUAUGCGCGCGCGGUUCCCUGCCCUCUUCUCAGCAGAAUGGCUCUCGUCCCUGUUGGCGACUCUGGCGGUGCCGUGCCUAUCCUCAAUGGAGGUACGGUGUCGACUGUCCUCUUCGGCUCUGUCCCAUAUCGUACCGAGGCGGAUGGGUCCAUCUGGAUCCUCAUUCCCACUACCUAUAAUAGUAAUCGUCGUCUCCUUCUCGCUUUCUCUAUUAAUAUAACGUCGCCUAAUUUCGAUAUCCGCGGUUAAUACCGAGCGGGAGUCGUACUUCCGGGCCCUGCUUAUCCAGUCGCACGGAUAGCGCGCUCGCCGUUACCCGCAGAAG
Molecule: messenger RNA, 412 nt
Organism: Lasiosphaeria miniovina
Lineage: Eukaryota; Fungi; Ascomycota; Sordariomycetes; Sordariales; Lasiosphaeriaceae
Exons: 3
Coding region: 89-307 (72 amino acids)
Source: RefSeq, a predicted model, not a curated record